Pollicipes pollicipes is the source of this 3048-nucleotide messenger RNA. RefSeq lists its product as uncharacterized. The record is from RefSeq and is a predicted model, not a curated record. Lineage: Eukaryota; Metazoa; Arthropoda; Thecostraca; Pollicipedomorpha; Pollicipedidae. Bases 1 to 852 code for a protein of 283 amino acids. The transcript has 8 exons. Gene Ontology annotation, cellular component: cilium.
AUGGCGGCCGAGGCUAGGAACAACCUAGUAGCCGCCUCCCAGAACAUCGAGGGCGCUCACCGCUAUCUCAGCAACGUGGAGUUCCCGUACUGCAACCCGGAUGAAGUGGACACCCUCAACAAGGUAAGGCGCCACCGCUAUUUCAGUGGCAUUGAGUUCCCCUACUGUAACCCUGACGAAGUGGACAUCCUCAGCAAGGCCACAUCGUACGUGUUCACCGACAUGCAGUCGGAGGAGCGGCACAGCCACGCCGGCCAGUGCUAUGAGAUCACCCACAAGAGGGCCGCCGCGCUGCUGCAGUGGUUUGACCAGGUACUGACGACAACAAUCAUGGAAGAUCUGGCGCAGGUCAACAAACGCGUCAAAGAGACAUCUCUGGCGCUGCGUCAGGAGCGAAUCCGUCUGAUCAAGCUCAAGGGUGAGAGGCCAAGGAGAUCUGGGGUGCCGAUGUGGACGUCGACAAUCGACGCAGGCGUCAGCGCCGACGACGAGGACCUGAACGCCAUGAUGAUGCAGGGCGUCAGCGACUCGGAGGUGGCGAAAACGGAGGAGACGGCGAACGGACCAAGGGCCAAGACGCCACCACCGCUGACCGCGGAGGAGAUGGCCCCGAUGCCCUCCAACGAGGCCAUCUUCGGCCUGUCUUACGAGCAGUUCAAAGAGGACCUGGACAACAUGCGCGAACAGCACGAGACGGAAGUAGAUCACUUCAUGCGCGGCCAGGAACGACAGGCAGACAAAAUCCGUGGAGACCUGGAGGCGAAGCUGAACGCCCGCCGGCGAAACCGCGCCAUGCGCAACCUGGAGGAGCGCCAGAAGCGGGAGCUGGCCGCCGGCGCCGCCGUCAGCUAGGCUUGACGUCAGCGCGGCGGUCGGCCAAUCAGCGACGGCGACCGUCUGACGUCAGUGACCCGCCGUCACCCGGGCACGUCGCGACAGCGGACGAGUGACGCCACGGGCUGGAGGACGGGCUUGAGGUGCAGCCCCGCUGGGAGUGCCUGUGUCUCGGAGUGACAACCACGAGCAGGGACUAAGCCGGCGCGGAUCGCCUCGUCCUGGCUGGUCCGCUGUGGGCGUUCGAGCAGCAGCUGGUCUUCGAUCUGCUUUCUCGGUAGCACUGGACGCUUAGAAAGCAUGUUAUUGGAUAUGUUUAUCACCAAUCACGGACCACUACUGGCGCAGCUGUAACAUGAACAGUGUCCAUCUCAUCAUUUGCGGCUUAUUUUCGAAAAUAAUCUGGUAUCAGCUGAGAAGAAGACGAAAAAGAAGAAGAAGAAAAGUGUUGUUUUCCGGUGUGUUGCCCUGAUUUGGGCGCCUAGAAAUUAGAAUACUAAGUUUUGCCUUUGCUUUAGAAGGUCUAUUUUAUUAACACUAAUUGACUAUGAGCAAUCAGGUUUUUCACUAUAUUAGUUAUUUCAAAAGAGGACCCAGCCGGUCUUCAGGGGUCUCCAAAUAAUAAAACCGACAAAAUGAAAGAUGCUGCCGCAUAUUCAGGGACAGCGGUUGUUUCAAAGCAUAUGCUUCCUGGCAGUUCUCAGAAUUGCAUGAUUAGGCGUUUUUACACUUUGGUUCAGCAUUUCUUUCCGAGGUGAUAGCCACCCUCAACUGAACAUCCUUAACAUGGUAUUAAAAAACUUCUCCGCCAAGGGGUACGUGACCAGUAAAAACACAUGAAAUUGUUUGUUGGAACUCCAAAGUCUCGUAUCACAGCAACUGAGCAAUGGAGGCGGUGUUUCCCUUGUUUUAAUGGACCCCACGUCACGUAAGUGCAAAAACUGCGCAUAAGUAGAACUCGCUUGCUGUAGAGUUGAACUAAGUCACAUAUAGGUUUUACAUACCGCUCCUGGUUUUCGCGCACAAUAGUCACAAUGUCCGUGGAAACUGUGGGUGCUUCGUGCUGACAGAUACAGAGGAGAAUCCCAUAAAAUGUUGAUAUUGCAAAAUAAUAUGCACACAAUAAAUCGGAUCAACCACUGCAUGCAGAGAUCGAAAUGCUUUCCUUUACAAUGUAAUUCAUCAUACAACAUCAUUAAGCUAUUCAAAUACCACGAAAAAGCACAAGGGCUUUUCUACCCACGCUGACAAAGUAAACGCCGCUGUAAGCAUGGGUAGAUCACAUGCUCACAAACUCAAUCUGUACCAACCUUUCAAAAAUGUAUUUGCACGCAUGCACGCACAAGGCACGAUAUGUUCACUUCAUCUAAAAAAACGUUGAUAAAAAUACUGUAUAUGCUACCCAACUCGUCAGGGCCUGUGAUAUAGUGUACAUACUGGGCAGCUUGAGUCCUUCGCCUCUUACGAUGUCGUACGUGCCUUGGAUAUUGCCAAACGUGCACUAGUUUACUUACUUAAAGAGUAAGUGCACUUAAAGAGAGUAUUGCACCAGUUCCUUACCACCAUGUUACCUACCGAAUGAGUGCCGUUUCUUGUCAUGUGCGUACUUUCUCACCUUGUGACAUCGGAAGCCCGCUCGAUUUCUCCUGCGAAGGCAGCAGCUUCAGACGAAGGGUCCACUAUGGAACUGCGCCAGACGGAUACAGAGACAUACCCGAGACGGAUACAUUAAGUCUUUCGGCUGCCUUCUCCCUGUCCUUCUGAUGAGCCUUCGCGGGAUCAGCGCCUUCUGAGAGCUCGUGCGCAGCUGACCGUCAUGUGCCUCUCAGAAGGGAGCUGCCGGCGCCUGUCGUGGUGGUUGCGUGAUCGUGUGGGCCCGCCGCGUGUCACCGGUCCCUUGUUAUCACGGGCGGACAACAGCGACGUCCACUACCAUAGGUUCCUACGUCCAGAAAUGCACCUGCUUGCUCACGAGAGCAGCACGACCCGUACGAACGCAAACGAAUGCGUUUUAUCAGCUGCACGGGAGCUGAAAGCCGCUAGCCGCGGCGCAGCGCCUGUCCCACGGCUCGUGCCAGAGCCGGGCGCACGUGUGCCUCAAUCAGUGAGCGCGCCGGUCCGGUCCGGAAGUACAGCGACACUGCCGGGUCGUCUGCUCUCACUUCUUUUCAGGUCCGCACCGGUGGAGCCUGUCUGUAAUCGUAGCAUUAGAUC